CGUUUUUGCUGUCAAAAGUUUGCUUUUCAAUAUUGUCAUUCUUGUCAAAGUCACAUAGUAUUGUAAUAUUUACUUGUAGAGUCAAAAGAUCUUUGUAUUAUUUAGAUCUACCUAUCUAUUUAUUCUAUUUUUUUUAUAAACUGUCACAACCGGGCACACAACAAAACACUGUCUAUUUGAUUAUAGAAAGCUAAUAGAUUUUAAUUCCUGCUUUAUCACCGGCAUGGUGGUCGCUGUGUUAUUGUGUCGUUGGGGGUGAACAUUCAGUCAGUGCUGGUGUUGCUGACUGCUAGUAGUGCUAGUAGUAUUAGUCCACAUGCUUUGGAUUGAACUAUUUGAAACGAGUAAUAUUUAAUAUAGUUAGCAGUUGACAUGGCGCUAUACGAGGGGAUAGCGCUAAUACAAGAGAAGCAAGCUGUCGUGUUGGAUCUCGGCACUGACUACACAAAGUUUGGCUUCACAGGCGAGGCGGCGCCGCGCUGCAUCGUGCGCUCGGAGUUCUGGUGCCCAGCCACGCGGCGCGUCCGGCGCCUGCACGACUACAGCUCGGCCGCGGAGCUCUACGACAACCUCGUGCAUAUGCUGCACCAGCUCUACUUCAGGCACGUACUGGUCAACCCGAAGGAACGUAAAGUUGUAGUGGUGGAGUCUCUGCUUACUCCUACUCUGUUUCGUGAGACGCUAGCUAAAGUGCUCUUCAUACACUAUGAGGUGUCGGGCGUGGUGUGGGCCGACAGUCCGCGGCUCUGCGCGCUGACCCUGGGCGCGCCCGUCGUGCUCGUCGUCAGCAUCGGCGCCAAGGACGUGGAGGUCGCCGCAGUGGUGCACUCGUGCGUGGUUCUACACGCGCUGCAGUCGCAGCCGCUGGGCUCGCACGCCGUGCACGCCGAGCUGGCCAGGAUGCUGGACGAGCACAACGGAGGCCCGCUACACCUCGACGACCAGGUCAUCGAGGACAUCAAAGUGAAGACGUGUUUCGUGACGAGCCGGGCCCGCGCCCUGGCGUGGGAGUCGGACAGCCCGCCGAGGGCGGCGCGCGACGUGCGCUACGGGCGCGUGACGGUGCCGGGGCGCGCGCGCGAGCUGGCGGCCGAGCCCUUGUUCCGGCGCGACCACGAGCAGAGCUCGCUGCCCGACGCAGUACUGCAGUGCGUGGCGGCCAGCCCGCGCGACUGCCGGCGCGCGCUGGCGGCCGGCAUCCUGCUGACGGGCGGCGGCGCGGCGCUGCCCGGGCUGCGCGCGCGCCUGGCGGCCGAGCUGCGCCAGCUGGUCACGCAGCCCCCGUACUGCGACACGCUGCACGUGCGCGAGUUCAAGUUCCACGACGCGCCGAGCGCGGCCAACGCGUGCGCCUGGCUGGGCGGCGCCGUGCUGGGCGCGGGCGAGGCGGGCGCGGCGCGCGCGAUGCCGCGCGACCAGUUCGCGCGCGCGCCGCGCCUGCGGGACUGGGUCUGUCUGCUCGACAACACGCCGCCCGGACACCCGCACCGCGACCAUCUCGACAUAUAGCCGCCGUCUCUACACUCAUCGCUCACUUCUAAUUCUUUUGUGAAUAUCUUAAAACACCUCUGCGGAGAAGAUCUAUUUAUUUACUAAUUAUAAAGAGAUAUAUUUAUUCUUAGUUAAGUAUAUUACCACGCAACUAAUAAUAGUUAACGAGCUUUACCAACUAAGUGAUUUGUAACUUUAUUUGAACAAUAAAAAUAUCCUG
Molecule: messenger RNA, 1711 nt
Organism: Spodoptera exigua (beet armyworm)
Lineage: Eukaryota; Metazoa; Arthropoda; Insecta; Lepidoptera; Noctuidae
Source: the annotation of a GenBank genome assembly